Musa acuminata AAA Group (dessert banana) is the source of this 600-nucleotide messenger RNA. RefSeq names its product putative glycine-rich cell wall structural protein 1. The record is from RefSeq and is a predicted model, not a curated record. The transcript has 2 exons. Bases 1 to 600 code for a protein of 199 amino acids. NCBI's taxonomy places the organism in Eukaryota, Viridiplantae, Streptophyta, Magnoliopsida, Zingiberales, Musaceae.
AUGGACGCUGGCAGCGUCGUCUCCUGGCCGGGGAACAGCGGCGGUGGUGGUCGCGCCGGGAACCGGGGCGAUGGUGGGCGCUGGCCGGAGAGAAGCGACGGCGGGUGGGCUGGCCGGAAGCAGGGGACGCAGGGAGAUGGUGGAUCUUCGGCGGGUGAAGGGAACGUCCCACGGCGGGAUCGCUACGCCAGCGUCUCGGGGCGACGAUGGUUCUGGAGCUGGGGGUGCCCUACGGAGGGAUGCGCCGAAGAGGGCGACGGGAUCGCCAGAGGGGAGCCGCCCUCGGAAGAAAGUGAAGGGGCUGGCCCGGAAGAUGCAUGCGGGUUCGACCAUGUGCGAGGGUACCGCCCCAGGCUCGCCCGAGGUUGCUCCCUAAGCCGGGGGCAUGGGGAGUGCGAAGGAGAGGGUGGUGCCCGGGUCGGUCGGGCCUCCGGCGGGGUGGCAUCGGGGCUAUUGAGGCAGCACCUCGGGACUAUUCAACCCUUUGGCUUCUUUCCGUUCAUGCGCUUUCCUGCCACCAGCGCUUCGGCGGGGAUGUACUGGUUGGUGCGCUGGAGCAUCUCGGGAAUGGUUGAUGGUGGCUUCUCGAUCAGCGACUAG